UUGUAUCAAUUGUAUCAAUUGUAUCUACUUACCAAUUCACUAUACAUCUUGAAUCCAUUCGCCAUUCACAUCCAAUUUCUAACUGAACCAGCGCCGAUAAUCGAACACACCGAAUUUUUCUUGAUACAUACGAAGUAUUCCAAAAUUAAUAAUUGUAUCCUCCAGUGCAGUGUCUUGAAACGAGUUCUUCGGCAUUUUGGCCGACAAUAAUUCGCGAUGGAUAACACUCCCCCUCGCCCGCCUGGCUACGCCCUACCCAACUACGAUGACGAUCAUGACCAUUUGUCACCAAGCUCAGGAGUAAACCCAGCAGCAGUGAGGUUGCUGACAUCCAUGGAAGAAGCACUUCCAGACACUGGACCCAUACGUCCGACACCCCGCCGCGUAUACCAACCGUCGAUAAGAUCGACUAAUUCGCGAGGCUCCUCGAUUCUUGACCCACCACAUCUCGCGCCGACAGAGUCGGCAUACGAUCCAUACCAAUCACGGGACAAUGAUUCCCCACGGCCUUGGACUGCAUCCUCGAGGAUGUCUGGAAUAUCAGACUAUACGCGACCGCCACCCUCCAAUCUACAGUACGAACCAGCAGAUCUCAACGGUAGCCCCCGACCAGGCACUCCAUCCUCUAGAUACGGCGGCAGCCCACGCAGACCAUUGCCUCGUGCACCUCUGUAUACCACGCGGACGCGAGAUUCUACAUAUACAGCCGACGACGCGACAGUUAGCAUUCCCUUGGAUGGCCAGGACGAUGUCUUCGGACCGGAGUCUGAUAUUAGCGGCUCAGGCGUCUACCGGGACUCGUACGCAGGGCAAUCGCAAGUAACCCUUAGCGAGGAGGAUUCGCAGGUGCCCUACGACGAGAAAGUGGAGCACUACGGUGCCGCACCAGAGGGCAAGCAAGAGCGCCGCGGCGUGCGCGCUCCCGUCACCUCGAAGAAGGAGGUGCAGCUGAUCAACGGUGAGCUGAUCCUCGAGUGCAAGAUCCCUACGAUACUGUACAGCUUCCUGCCGCGUCGUAGCGCGAUCGAGUUCACGCACAUGCGGUACACGGCCGUCACCUGUGACCCGGACGAUUUUGUGGAUAAGGGGUAUAAGUUGCGACAGAACAUCGGCCGGACAGCACGGGAGACGGAGCUGUUUAUUUGUGUCACCAUGUACAACGAGGACGAGAUCGACUUUACCCGCACGAUGCACGCCAUCAUGAAGAACGUGAGCCACUUUUGCGGUCGCAAUAAAUCGCGAACGUGGGGCGAGAGCGGCUGGGAGAAGAUCGUGGUCUGCAUUGUCUCCGACGGCCGAGAAAAAGUGCACCCGAGGACGCUCGAUGCGCUGGCCGCCAUGGGCGUCUACCAGCACGGCAUCGCCAAGAACUUCGUCAACCAAAAGGCCGUGCAGGCUCACGUGUACGAAUACACCACCCAGGUCUCCCUAGACUCAGACCUCAAGUUCAAAGGCGCCGAGAAGGGCAUCGUGCCUUGCCAGAUGAUCUUCUGUCUCAAGGAAAGGAAUCAGCGCAAGCUCAACUCGCAUCGUUGGUUCUUCAACGCCUUUGGGAAGGCUCUUAACCCCAAUGUCUGUAUCCUGCUGGAUGUGGGCACGAGACCCGGUACCAACUCGCUGUACCAUCUCUGGAAAGCCUUCGACACGGAUUCCAACGUCGCCGGCGCCUGUGGCGAGAUCAAGGCCAUGAAGGGGAAAUUCGGAAGCAACCUCCUGAACCCGCUCGUCGCAUCGCAAAAUUUCGAGUACAAGAUGUCGAAUAUCAUGGACAAGCCCCUUGAAUCGGUAUUUGGGUACAUUACCGUUUUGCCUGGUGCUCUAAGCGCCUAUCGGUAUCACGCCUUGCAGAACGAUGAGACAGGCCACGGACCUCUAAGCCAGUAUUUCAAGGGAGAGACGUUGCAUGGCCAGCAUGCUGAUGUGUUUACGGCGAACAUGUACCUCGCCGAAGACCGUAUCUUGUGUUGGGAACUAAUCGCCAAGAGAAACGAGCGGUGGGUGUUGAAAUAUGUCAAAGGAUGCACAGGAGAGACGGACGUGCCUGACUCCGUCCCAGAAUUUAUAUCACAACGACGUCGGUGGCUCAACGGCGCGUUCUUCGCAGCCGUGUACUCGCUCGUGCACUUCAAACAAGUCUGGACGACGGACCACACGUUUGCCCGCAAAGUCCUGCUGCACAUCGAAUUCGUCUACCAGUUCCUCCAGCUCCUAUUCACGUACUUCUCCCUCGCGAACUUCUACCUCGCCUUCUACUUCAUCGGCGGCGGGCUUACGGACCCCGCCGUCGACCCGUUCGGGCACAACAUCGCGCUGUACAUCUUCACGGUGCUGCGGUACACGUGCGUGCUGCUCAUCAGCAUGCAGUUCAUCAUCUCGCUCGGCAACCGCCCCCAGGGCGCCAAGAAGCUCUACAUGUUCAGCAUGAUCGUCUACGGCAUCAUCAUGGUGUACACGACCUUCGCGACCGUUUUUAUCGUUGUGCACACCGUCAAGGCCUCCGAGAUCGAGAUGGGCAACAACGUCUUCACCAACCUCAUCGUGUCGACCGCGUCGACCGUCGGCCUCUACUUCCUCAUGAGCUUCCUGUAUCUCGACCCCUGGCACAUGUUCACGAGCGCCGCGCAGUACUUUCUGCUCCUGCCAUCCUACAUCUGCACGCUGCAGGUGUACGCCUUCUGCAACACGCACGACGUGACGUGGGGCACCAAGGGCGACAACGUGAUGCGGACGGACCUCGGCGGCGCCGUGGGCAAGGGCUCCUUCGUCGAGCUGGAGAUGCCCAGCGAGCAGCUCGACAUCGACUCCGGCUACGACGAGGCCCUCCGCAACCUGCGCGACCGCGUCGAGGUCCCCGUCCCCUCCCCCUCCGAGGCCCAGAUGCAGGAGGACUACUACAAGAGCGUGCGCACCUACAUGGUCGUCAUCUGGAUGGUCGCCAACGCCAUCCUCGCCAUGGCGGUCAGCGAGGCGUACGGGUACAAGGACGUGGGGAGCAACUUCUACCUCACCUUCAUAUUGUGGUCGGUCGCGGCGCUGGCGCUGUUCAGGGCGCUGGGCAGCACGACGUUCGCGGUGCUGAAUGCGAUCAACAUGGUCGUCGAGGGCCGCGUGAGGAUCAGCCUGAAGAUUCCGGAGUGGAUGGGGGGUUGGGGCAGCAAGAUUAGCGAGAAGUUCUCCGAUACGAUGAGUAGUAUCGGGAGUAGUGUUAGUAGGUCGUGAGGGUGGUUUGUGGAAUGCCUAUGUAAGCCCCUUAAGUAUGGGUGUCUGGGGUAUGUAAGAGAGAAGAUGAAAGAAAAAAAAAGGGGGGAGGAGGGCGACGCGAGGCGACUAUGAUUCGGGUUUUUGUGAUGAUGGUUCAGAGAUACCCUCUUAU
Molecule: messenger RNA, 3373 nt
Organism: Hypoxylon fragiforme
Lineage: Eukaryota; Fungi; Ascomycota; Sordariomycetes; Xylariales; Hypoxylaceae
Product: glycosyltransferase family 2 protein
Exons: 3
Coding region: 217-3219 (1000 amino acids)
Cellular component (GO): cell periphery; cell septum
Molecular function (GO): chitin synthase activity
Source: RefSeq, a predicted model, not a curated record